AUGGGACGAACAAUAUCUCCAUCAACAGUAACAAUUAGGCAAGAAAACCUUCGACAAAUACCCAGCAAAACAAAGUACUUCUCAAAACGCUCAUUACCAAAAAGUCUGAUGACAAAAAAACGUUUACUCAUCAUCGUAGCGGGCAUAGGAGGAGCAGUAGCCGUAGUUGCCGUUGUUGUUUCAAUUGCGGUUAUUUAUGGUCGUUCAGCGGGAACAACACAAAGCACAACAAUUGCCCCUUGGACACUUGCUUCUGCCUAUUGGGCAUUUGAUCAGAACGGAAAUGAUUUAUAUGGCGUUUAUAAUGGUGUUAAUACGGGAAGUUACCCACAAACAAAUUAUUUUCAGUCGCAUGAUUAUAUACAAUUUGGUUACUCACUCCAGGUUUCAAAUCAACAGUUUACAGUUUCAUCAUAUUUCAAUAUGUCCUAUCGAAGUUUUACAGUGGAAGCAUGGAUAAUGCCAACAACACUAAGCGGUGAUAAUACAAUAUUCAGCCAGUGCACAUGCGCAACAUGCACAAGUCAAUGUUUAUAUUUAAUUAUCCGCAGUAGUCGCUUAUUUAUGGGUUUUAAUUUUAAUGAUUUACAAGGAUCAACAACGCUGUCAACAAGUGUUUGGUAUCAUGUUGCUUUUGUUUACAAUUAUGCAACAUUGCAGCAAAUAAUUUAUCUGGACGGUGUACAAGACAGUGUACGCACGAAUGUACAACCGUACCUAGGUCAAAAUGGGUCAAUAAUAAUUGGGGCACAAUCAUCGUCAAGUUAUUACUAUGGGUAUAUUGACAAUUUAGCCCUCACGACACGGGCUAAAAGUGCAACAGAAAUUUCCAAUGACGCCACGUUAUUAUUUUAUUAUUCGUUCGAUUUACCGAGUCCCUUUUAUGACAAUGGUCCGAAUCGGUUGAAUAAUACUGCUAUUUCGAAUUAUGCAUCGGUAUCAUCAACAUCCGGACGCGUUAAUCGGGGAAUCGACUUUACCACAACAUCAUCUUAUUUUCAAAUGUGUUGUUUUUAUCAACUUGCUUGGCUUGCUAGCAAACCAUAUACAUUUGCAAUAUGGAUUUAUCCGACAUCGAUUAAUGGUGGUGCAAUUGUACAUAUAUCAUAUUACUACACGAAUGGCGGUUGUUGUAGUUUUGGUGGUUAUGGUUAUGAUAUACUUGCUCUAACGUACAGUGGACAAAUUGUUACCCAGGUUUAUUAUAAUAGUUAUUUUCCAGGUUAUAUUGGGCCGAUAAUCCCGAUAAAUACAUGGACACAUGUUGCAUGUACCUAUAGUUCCACCAAUGGCGUUAUUCUCUUGGCGUUAUUAUUUAACUUUGCAAAGAAAGGUCAUGUAGAGCUGGGAGAGGUCUUAUUUUAA
Messenger RNA from Didymodactylos carnosus, 1365 nucleotides. The record is from the annotation of a GenBank genome assembly. NCBI's taxonomy places the organism in Eukaryota, Metazoa, Rotifera, Eurotatoria, Philodinida, Philodinidae.